Molecule: messenger RNA, 1773 nt
Organism: Sparassis crispa
Lineage: Eukaryota; Fungi; Basidiomycota; Agaricomycetes; Polyporales; Sparassidaceae
Product: Lysine--tRNA ligase, cytoplasmic
Exons: 11
Coding region: 1-1773 (590 amino acids)
Biological process (GO): lysyl-tRNA aminoacylation
Cellular component (GO): cytosol; cytoplasm
Molecular function (GO): lysine-tRNA ligase activity; ATP binding; tRNA binding
Source: RefSeq, a predicted model, not a curated record
AUGGCGACAGAAUCCACAGGAUCGCACAAGGACCCAGUGACGGGCGAGAUGAUCUCCAAGCAGGAGCUCAAGCGACGUGAAAAACAGAGGGAGAAGGAGGCAAAGAAGGCAGAAAAAGCUGCUGCGCAGCCCCAGAAGCCUGCUGCAGGCCCGAAGGCUGCUGCAGUCAAUGAAGCCGAUCUCAACCCUAACCAAUAUUUCGAGAUGCGUUCUCGGCAUGUCCAGAAGCUCAAGGAGACCCAGAGUCCAAAUCCAUAUCCUCACAAGUUCAAUGUCUCGAUAUCCAUCUCGGAAUACAUAGAGAAAUACGGUCCCGAGGGUAAAAUCAAGCCCGGAGAGAAGUUGACCGGUGCUGUCGAGUGCCUCGCAGGACGCCUCCACAACAUGCGCGAAAACAGCAAGAAUUUGCGCUUCUACGACCUCCAUAGUGAGGGCAAGAAGGUGCAGAUUAUGGCGACCAAGCAAGACGCUAAAGACCCAGAAGGGUUUGCGACCCUUCACGACAACUUUCGUCGUGGCGAUAUCGUCGGUGUCAUUGGUACGCCUUCCAGGACCAAGCUGGGCGAACUCUCCAUCGUCCCCUCCGAAACAUUUCUCCUCGCUCCCAACCUGCACCAACUACCCUCCGGGCACUUCGGGCUGAAAGACCAGGAGACGCGGUACCGGAAGCGCUACCUCGACCUGAUCCUCUCUGAAGACACGCGGCGUAUUUUCAUCACGCGGAGCAAGAUCAUCAACUACGUGCGGCGGUUUUUCGACAACCUGGGCUUCCUCGAGGUCGAGACGCCGAUGACGAGCAUGAUCGCGGGUGGUGCGACGGCGAAGCCUUUCAUCACGCACCACAACGACCUCAACCUCGACCUGUACCUGCGCGUCGCUCCGGAGUUGUAUUUGAAGCAGCUCGUCGUCGGCGGGCUCGACCGCGUAUACGAGAUCGGACGCGUGUUCCGCAACGAGGGCAUCGACCUCACCCACAACCCCGAGUUCACGAUAUGCGAAUUUUAUAUGGCAUACGCGGACAUGUAUGAUCUCAUGGACCUCACCGAGAGCCUGCUCGAGGGCAUGGUACGCUACCUGACUGGCGGGAAGACGACACUCCAGUUCCAUCCAGAGGGCAAGGGGAGUUCCAAGGUAUACGAGCUCGAGUUCAAGCGGCCAUGGAAGAGAUACGACAUGAUAGAGACAUUGGAGGAGAAGCUCGGUGUCAAAUUUCCACCUGGCGAGACACUUCACACAGACGAGGCGAACAAAUUUCUACGGGAUGUGUGUCAAAAGCACAAUGUCGAUUGUAGUGAGCCUCGCACAAAUGCUCGUCUCCUGGACAAGCUCGUUGGCGAGUUCAUCGAACCGCUUUGCAUAUCUCCGACCUUCAUCGUGGGUCACCCACAAGUCAUGUCGCCGCUCGCCAAAUGGCACCGCUCGCGACCAGGUCUGUGCGAACGUUUCGAGGGCUUCAUGUGCGGGAAGGAGUUCUGCAACGCGUACACGGAGUUGAACGAUCCGUUUGAGCAGCGGUUGCGCUUCGAGGAGCAGGUGCGGCAGAAGGAGCAGGGCGACGAGGAAGCGCAGGGGAUUGACGAAACCUUCGUCGACGCGCUCGAGCACGGUCUUCCGCCAACAGGCGGCUGGGGUCUUGGCAUCGAUCGCCUCGUGAUGUUCCUGACGAAUUCGACGAACAUCAAGGAAGUGUUACUCUUCCCUGCUAUGAAGCCGAUCGAGACUGCCACGAAUACCACCGGGUCGGUGGGCCCAGAGACAUAUUUGAUUGUGUAG